CACUUGCAGAUACCCAGAAGCUGGUCACAGGAUGGCAAUUUCAUCUGGAAUUCAAUCAGGAGCACAGCUAACCGGACAGGGGGCGGAGUCUCCUUCAGGCCCCGCCCCCAGCUCGUCGCUGAGGCCUCUGGGAAGGGGUGGGCUCCGGCCAGCACUGAGUUUAUCUGUAAUGGCUGCCUAGUGUUUAUACAUUUUUUUUUUUGCCUCCAGGUUUAUUUGCUGGGGCUGGGUGCCUGCACCACAAAUCCACUGCUCCUGGAGGCCUUUUUUUUUUUUUUUUUUUUUCAUUUUUGUUGCCCUUCCUGUCCUUAUUGCUAUUGUUGCCAUUGAUGUCGUUGUUAGGUAGGACAGAGCAAAAUCGAGAGAGGGGAAGACAGAGAGGGGGGAGAGAAAUACAGACGCCUGCAGACCUGCUUCACCGCUUGUGAAGAGACCCCCCCCCCCACGCAGGUGAGGAGCCGGGGGCUCAAACCGGGAUCCUUAAGCUGGUCCUUGAGCUUUGCGCCACGUGCGCUUAACCCGCUGCGCUACCGCCCGACCCCCGUGUACAUUUUUUCGCGCGAAUCUCCACCCGAGAGGGGCGCCCGAUCUGCUUCCAUUGCUGGUUGGGUUGACAAACCGUGGGAGGUCCAAGGCGGCGGAGGAAUUGAGCCAGCCGCCGAGUCCAGGGCUGGGAAGCUUGAGGGAGGGCGGUGCGCCAGGAGGCGGUGCCUGCGAGCCGGGAUGAGGGUCGGUGCGGCCAAGCCCCCGCGCUGUCAAGCCCCCCUUCGCCACGCCCCGUCCGCCACGCCCCCACCCGUUACGCCCAUCCGCCCCGCCCCCCCAGUCACGUGCCCCCACCCCCAGCUGCGGCGCUCCCGUCCCGCUUCCGGGUUGGCGAGGCAGCAGGCUCCAAGGGCUUCUGCACCCACCAUUCAAGCUCAGAAGAAGCCGAGGUCGACUGGCAGCUCUCUCCAAGGCUGGCGGCCCCUUGCUGUCAUUUACAGCUCCUCCAGGGCGUUGUGGGAAGUGCUCAGUAAAUUUUAGGCCUUCCAGGAGCCCGGGAGAAGAGUGUUUUGGAUCCAGUAGACAAAACCCUGCCGCCGAAGGUGAGAGUGCUCUCGGAACCCACAAGUCUGAGCCACCCCGAGCCCUGUAGGAUGUUGAGGGUGGAAGCAGUGGCAGCUCAGCAGGAACUCAUCAGAAAGAAAUUACCUCCAACCUGAGAACUCUGGGCUGAUGUUGGGGUUGGAAGAGGGAACAGAAUUCAUAGCUGGGGUUGGUGAUGAAACCUUGGUUCUUUUUGACCCCUUCAUCUGCAGGGAGCACGGAUUGAAUCAAGUCACAGCAUCCAGGAUAUAGGGAGAAUGAAAAAAAAAAUCAUAGAAAUUUUGCCCCAGGAGAGAGACAAGCAUUACUAGUAUCUGAGUGGGCAGCUGUCUGUACUACAUGGGUCAGAAAGUAGGAAAUGUUACAAUACGAGUCCGAUCAGGUGAAAAAGCUCCCCCACUCUACCUUAUAGAGCCAGAACUGAUCAAUUCAAUUCCUCCACGCAGACCUGGGCUUUCAGAGCUCCUUUCUCAUCAUUUCAGCAUUCCACCUUUUCCUGAGAGGAGGAGGAGGAGGAUCAACGAAGUCCCAGGGCCCUCACCCAAUCCAGUCCAGAACUUUGCUAUGGAAGACACAGGAGGAAAGGAGAUGGCAUCAGCAGAAGCCUCAGGCUUCUCAGACUUGAGUGACUCGGAGUUUCUGGACCUGGAAGAUACCCAGGAGUCAAGUCCAUCACUUGGCAAGCCUGGCUCUUCUGAAUUCCCUAAGAGUGACAAAUGUAUAAACUUACCAAAGGGGAAAAGAGAUUUGGAUGUUCCAUCACCCCUGGAGCGAUUUAACCUUAAAUAUUUGUAUGUCACUGACCUGUCUACUCAGAAUUGGUGUGAACAACAAAUGGUAUAUGGGAAAGAAAUUCCUGAUUUCUUGACACCUGAGAAGGAAGCUGUUUUAAACACUGGUGCCAGCAUCCACCUAGCUAGAGAACUAGAAGUUCAUGAUCUUGUGACUGUCUCCGUCGUCACUAAAGAAGAUGCUUGGGCAGUCAAGUUUCUGAACAUAUUGUCAAUGAUUCCUACCCUGCAAUCAGAAGGGUGCAUCAGAGAGUUCCCAGUGUUUGGAGAAGUGGAGGGUGUGCUUCUUGUUGGAGUUAUCGAUGAGCUGCAUUAUACAGACAAGGGGGAACUGGAACUGGCUGAACUCAAGACACGCCGGCGGCCUAUGACCCCUCUGAAAGCUCAGAAAAGGAAAGACUGUUUUCAAGUUAGCCUAUACAAAUAUAUCUUUGAUGCCAUGGUACAAGGGAAAGUGACCCCUGCUAGCUUAAUCCACCACACAAAACUGUGUCCAGAAAAGCCCCUGGGACCUUCAGUGUUGAGGCAUGCACAGCAGGGAGGCUUCUCUGUGAAAUCUUUUGGCGACCUCAUGGAGCUGGUCUUCUUAUCUCUAACACUGUCUGACCUGCCAGUCAUUGACAUCCUGAAGAUUGAGUAUAUCCACCAAGAAACUGCCGCUGUGCUAGACACAGAGGUUGUGACCUUCGAAGAGAAGGAGGUGAAAAGCAAGAUGCAGCACUACAUGGCCUACUGGAUGGGCCAGCGAGAGCCACAGGGGGUUGAUGUGGAGGAUGCUUGGAAGUGCCGGACAUGCAGCUAUGCAGAUAUCUGUGAGUGGAGGAAAUGUGGUGGGCAGUGCAGCUCCACACUAGAGCCCCAAGCCAAAAGAACCAGAUGAACAGAAUGGCUUCAGGCACUUUUGAACAUCCCUACUCCGUAUAUACACAGAGUGAAAGACCAGUCUCUCAAGCUGGCUUCCAUUGAAAGUAAUCUUAUUUGGGUUCUAGUUAUCUUUUUUCCAUAUCUAGCCAUGCAGAUACAGGAGUGAGACUUAAGGGUGAAUGGGAGAGACGAGAUGAUGCCGCCUCUGGAACUUUGUCAUAGGUUGUUAAAAAGACACUCAGUCUGGCUGGAGCAAAGGUGCCCUGUAGUAAUCAUUGGUUUCUUAAGCUUCCUAAGCUUCUGAGAAGCUUCUUCCCUAUUUUUUGUCAAUGUAAGUUUUUCUUUUUAGAUUUUAUUUAAUAAAAAAAUGAAGCAC
Molecule: messenger RNA, 3120 nt
Organism: Erinaceus europaeus (western European hedgehog)
Lineage: Eukaryota; Metazoa; Chordata; Mammalia; Eulipotyphla; Erinaceidae
Gene: EXO5
Product: exonuclease 5
Exons: 2
Coding region: 1429-2760 (443 amino acids)
Biological process (GO): interstrand cross-link repair
Cellular component (GO): nucleus
Molecular function (GO): single-stranded DNA 5'-3' DNA exonuclease activity
Source: RefSeq, a predicted model, not a curated record